CUGAUUUGCAAAGUUGGCACUAUUGCCUAAAAUAAUUUGGUGCGGCAGUCCUGCGCUCAUUUCUCUCACAAUUUAAAACGCAUAUUUAAUAUUCUCUAUUUAAAAAUAAUUCUCCAGCGCUAUGAGCAUUCCAAAGGAACUGGAGGGCAAGGUGGUGUCGGAGAACGAGGCUGUGAAGCCGGUGUCCUGGCUGGUGGGCCGGUGGCGCAGCGAGGCCGGCCGCGGCUCCUUCCCCACCAUUCCCACCUUCGAGUUCGCUGAGGAACUCGAGUUUUUCGUGCUGGGACAGCAGCCGCUGCUCAACUACACGGCCUUUUCCUUCAAGCCCGGACCGGACGUGCCGAUGCACUGCGAAAAGGGCUUCCUCCGCAUCAAGCCGGGCACCAAUUCCCUCUCUUUCAUGGUCGCACACAAUUUGGGGUUGACGGUGCUCGAGGAAGGAGAGGUGCACGGCAACGAAAUCAAACUCGAGAGCAAGAACAUUGGAAGAAUGUCGUUUGCAAAAGACCCUCAAGUUACGAAGCUGACACGGCAGCUAAAACUAAACGGCGACGUUCUGGAACAAAUUGUCCACAUGGAGACGACUAACACCCCGCUGACCGAGCACCUCGUGACCAAAUACAGAAAGAUUUAGCGAAGGAAUGUUAAUAAAGAGUAAUUUUUUUAAUUUCAAUUCAUA
Molecule: messenger RNA, 679 nt
Organism: Cloeon dipterum
Lineage: Eukaryota; Metazoa; Arthropoda; Insecta; Ephemeroptera; Baetidae
Product: peroxynitrite isomerase THAP4-like
Exons: 4
Coding region: 122-634 (170 amino acids)
Source: RefSeq, a predicted model, not a curated record